AGUUGACGUUUGAGGUCUCUGACUGAAGAAAGCAAGCAGACAAUUUCGAAUCGUCCGAAAAUCGAAAAUUGUUGUGUGCAGUUUUGGCAUAAAACUUCGUCUAACGUAAUAGUCAUGCCUCCCAAAAAAGCUAUCGCCUUCGGCAAAAUUGGAUCAUUUGGGCAACUUUCAAUCAGUUCUAUUACCCAACCUGCCAAAAGCGAUGAUGGUGAUGGUGGAUUCGGCAAAUUUGGGAAAUCGGAAGAAGAAUUUCGUGCUGAACCAACAACUGCUGUGCAACAGGCCAUGGGAUUCCAAGGGUUUGGGAAGAAUAAAGCAGCCCCAGUUAAAAAUUUUGAUUUGGAAAGCCUUGUAGAACAAAGCAAACAAGUGGCAAGGGAACGGACCACAAAAAAAGUGAGUGAAAUUGAAGCUACAACUGAGGAACCAGGAGAAGAUGAUGAAGAUGUUAUCGGGCCCCCUCUUCCCCCACCAGCACAAUCCACUAGCAAGGAAAGUGAGCCAAGUAAUGUUUCGGAUGCACCAAAAAAAUCUUCAAAGAAACCCACAAAGUCUCACAGUAAUGAUGAUGAUGAUGAUGAUGAUGAAGAUGAAGACAGCAGUGAUAGUGAUGAUGAAGAAAAUUCCAUUCCUGCUUCUUUGGAGGUCAAUUUGAAUCAUGGCACAAAACCUGUCUCAGCUCUAAGCAUAGACCAUUCUGGUGCUAGACUGAUAUCAGGAUCUGUUGAUUAUGAAGUUAAGCUUUGGGACUUUGCUGGAAUGAGCUCCUCCCUGCAGAGCUUCAGAACUAUUAGACCAUGUGAAAGUCAUCCCAUCUUGGAUUUGCAUUAUUCUAUCACAGGUGAUGCUAUUCUCAUCAUUUCUGGUACUGCUCAGGCAAAAAUUGUUGAUCGUGACGGGUAUGAGAAAGCUGAGUGCGUUAAAGGAGAUCAGUAUAUUACAGAUAUGGCAAGAACAAAGGGUCACAUUGCUUCACUUGUGGGAGGAAGUUGGCAUCCAAGAGACAAACAGGAAUUCUUAACUUGUUCUCAAGACGGAACUUGUCGGAUAUGGAAUGUCGAGGAUGUCAAACAACACAAAGGGAUCAUGAAGAGCCGAUCUCAAAAUGGCUUGAGAGCAGCUCCAACGAGUUGCACUUAUAGUAGAGAUGGUAACUUGAUUGCUUGUGCUUGCAACGAUGGUUCGAUACAGAUGUGGGAUCAUCGCAGAAUGUUUGUAAACACUUCCGUACUAAUUCGUAACGCUCAUCAAACUGGUACUGAAACUUCCGGCAUCACUUUUGCCUACGAUGGCCGUAAUGUCGCUACACGUGGCGGUGAUUCUACUUUAAAACUUUGGGACAUACGACAACCAAAAGCUCCAGUCCACUCCGCCGAAAAUCUUUAUUCCAGAUUUAGCAUGACAAAUUGUGCAUUUAGUCCUAAUGACCGGCUGCUACUCACUGGUACCUCCUUUGAAAAAGGCGAAAGCGGCGGCAAAGUUGUGUUUUUAGACAGAAACACUUUCGAACGUGUUCACGAGAUUGAUGUUCCUAAAUCUCACGUUGUUCGUACUUUGUGGCAUCCCAAACUCAACCAGAUAAUAAUUGGAGCAGGUGAUGGUAACAUUCAUUUGUAUUAUGACGUCGCUAAAAGUCACAAUGGAGCUAAGCUUUGUCUUGGUAAACCCAAGAAAAUUAGACAGCAUGACGUGAUGUCAACGGUGCGUGUCAUCACACCUCACGCUCUUCCCAUGUUUCGAGAGGACAAACCUAGGUCAACUCGACGAGCAAUGGAGAAGGCCCGCAAAGAUCCCUUAUUAUCUAAACAGCCUGAUCUUCCGAUCGGAAACAAAGGUUCCGGUGGUCGAGUUGCGACUUCAGGUAGUACCUUGUCGUCGUACAUCGUACGUAAUUUGGGUAUUGCAAGUCGGAUUGAGGACGAAGGCAAUCCAAGGGAAGCCAUUCUUAGGCAUGCAAGUGCCGCAGCCGCAAAUCCAUAUUGGGUCUCGCCUGCUUAUUCUAAGACACAGCCCAAACCCAUCUGGGCACCUGAAAAUACCGACGGCGAUGAAGAACCAGAGGCUAAAAAAGGAAAAUUAAACUAAAGGUUGUCCCAUCGCUUGAAUCCUCCUAGAGCUAUACUGAGACUUUGUCGUCCUCAAUUUUGAUUUUAUUACUGAUCUAAUAAUUUGACGUAACUGACGAUAAAUUGGAGGGACGAGGUCAUAGAUGUGUUGAUUGAUUUUAACGUGGAUGUCGUGAGCAACAUGUAAAUGGAAUAAUUUUCUUUGAAAACUGAUGGUUACAAACUUAUUUAAAUAAGUGUAAUGAUCACUAAACCUUCGAUACAACAAGCUCACCCACCAGAUCAUUUAGCUGGUGGCAGAAAGAAUGGAAAGAGAAAUGUUGAAUUACACGUUGUUUUCCUCGC
Messenger RNA from Daphnia pulicaria, 2411 nucleotides. RefSeq names its product WD repeat-containing protein 70-like. Gene Ontology annotation, biological process: regulation of DNA double-strand break processing. Bases 115 to 2085 code for a protein of 656 amino acids. The record is from RefSeq and is a predicted model, not a curated record. The transcript is spliced from 9 exons. Gene Ontology annotation, cellular component: nucleus; site of double-strand break. Gene Ontology annotation, molecular function: protein binding. NCBI's taxonomy places the organism in Eukaryota, Metazoa, Arthropoda, Branchiopoda, Diplostraca, Daphniidae.